GUACAGCGUCAUGCAAAGCGCAAUUCCACGAAGCGUGCAUCGACAGAUGGGUAGUUGAACUCCAGCGAAACUCGCGAGCGUUGACGUGCCCGAAAUGCCGAGAUUACUGGUUGACAGACUAACUUCAACUGUUGAUUAAUUGUCAGCUUGGCAAAUCAACAAGGAUCUGCAAUUUCCGCCUGAAUAUUGCUCACUAAGCCGAUUAGACAAUCUCCCAAAUACUAAAUAAGUUUUUAGAUCUGCAUUCUCCUGACUCAUGCCACCUAUCCACUUACCACUAUCAUCACCCAAUAUGAUAAUCGAGCUUCUGCAGCGCCGUACUUCCCUGUCCACUGGCCUUUCCUACCUCACUAUGGCCACCAAUAAACUGACAUAUAUCCAACAAAUCUCCGUCUUCAUUCCCGGCUUUGGCUGUCCAGCAACCGAUUACAUCCCACUGAUCACCUAUCUCAACGGCCAUGGCCACACCCUCAACCAAGGACAUGUCUACCUAGCCAUCGACCUUCCAGGUCACGGCCAAUCUCCCACAUCAGUCAUUUCCGCCCCAGAGACUGGUGGAAUCAACGAACUCCUGAUCCGACUCCACGAGGAAGUGCUCUCAGACCUUCUCUCUAGCCCACCAGCCAGCCUUAAGUCCAUCCCCACCGUCCUCUAUGGCCACAGCAUGGGCACUCUCGCCGUACUCGAUCUACUCGCACAUACUCUCAGCAUCUCAUCGUCGUCUCUCAACCCCACUUCGACAAUCCUCUUCGACAGCCCCUUCGACGGCACCGCACGACCCACUCCCCUCGACAUCGAGACGCUCCCCGCCCAAGCCGACCAGUAUCGCCCGACCAUGCCCGCCCGCAUCAGCCGGUGCUUUGGCCCACGCACCACCCCAGACUUCGCGACCUCCACGCUAGAAAACUUCUCACGUCUCGACUUGGAAUACGCCAUGCGUGUGGGGCACUACUAUCAGCAUGUGGAUGCGCGGUUCGCGCAGAUUCUGCAAGCGCUGAAUGACCACAAUGCGCAGCUAGUCGCAGCUGGGAACCCGCCCGUGCGCUUGUUGGAUAUACAGGGUCAGGAGGGGGGCUUUGGGACGAAACGAAAGAGUCUGCGGAAGGGAGAUGUCACGGCGCAUAUGCGGUUCGCACGAGGGAAUUGGAUGCAAGGUGGCUAAAGGGGUAUGUGGUGGAGGAGACGGGGCAUUUCCCGCACGUGGAUGAUGUGGAGGAGGUUGGGGGCGUGGUUCGAGGUUUUCUUUGCCGGGGAAUUGUAACUUGACUUGUUUACCGUAUGUUGAUACUAGUGAU
This is a messenger RNA of Aspergillus homomorphus CBS 101889, 1295 nucleotides long. Its product is annotated as alpha/beta hydrolase. The transcript has a single exon. Bases 353 to 1162 code for a protein of 269 amino acids. The record is from RefSeq and is a predicted model, not a curated record. Lineage: Eukaryota; Fungi; Ascomycota; Eurotiomycetes; Eurotiales; Aspergillaceae.